Telopea speciosissima is the source of this 1096-nucleotide messenger RNA. Its product is annotated as dnaJ homolog subfamily B member 1-like. The coding region runs from base 82 to 1035 and encodes 317 amino acids. The transcript is spliced from 3 exons. Gene Ontology annotation, molecular function: protein-folding chaperone binding. NCBI's taxonomy places the organism in Eukaryota, Viridiplantae, Streptophyta, Magnoliopsida, Proteales, Proteaceae. The record is from RefSeq and is a predicted model, not a curated record. Gene Ontology annotation, cellular component: cytosol.
CAUCAAAUCGUUUCGACUUCUUCUUCUUCUUGUUGAAUUUUGAGUUUCAUAGAAAUUUUUUUAGUCUUUAGAGUUUGAGGAAUGGGGGUGGAUUACUACAACAUCUUGAAGGUGAACAGAAAUGCUACUGAAGAAGACCUGAAGAAGUCCUACAAGAGGUUGUCCAUGAGAUGGCAUCCAGACAAGAAUCCAGAUAUUAAAAAGACAGAAGCAGAAGCCAAAUUCAAGCAGCUUUCAGAGGCUUAUGAUGUCCUUAGUGACCCUCAGAAGCGGCAGAUCUACGAUGCAUAUGGCGAGGAAGCCCUAAAGUCCGGUAAUGUCCCUCCUCGUCCUACUUCUGGAGGUGCUACCUGCUUCCACUUCAAUCCCCGUGAUGCGGAUGACAUCUUCGCUGAGUUCUUCGGUGGUUCUGACGGUGUCAACGGUGGUGGUCGUGGUCAGAGUUUUAGCAGGAAUCCUCAUGCGGAUGGUACCGGUCAACCGCCUCGUAAAAUUCCGCCGGUUGAAAAGAAUCUAUCUUUUAGCCUGGAGGAUCUUUACUCUGGUUCCAAACGGAAGAUGAAGAUCUCCAGGACCGUUCCUGAUGUUUACGGGAAACCAACGACUGUGGAGGAGAUCCUGAUCAUAGAUAUAAAGCCUGGGUGGAAGAAGGGAACAAAAAUAACUUUCCCCCAGAAGGGUAACCAAGAUCCAGGCACCAUUGCAGGAGAUCUUAUUUUCUUGGUUGAUGAGAAACCUCAUGCAAUGUACAAGAGAGAUGGGAAUGAUCUGUUGGUAAACCAGAAGAUAUCACUCUUGGAUGCACUCACAGGGAAGACUCUGAAUCUGACAACGCUAGAUGGGAGGCUCCUUACAAUAUCAUUGACGGAUAUUGUCAAACCAGGAUAUGAGAUGGUGAUAGAAAAUGAAGGAAUGCCCAUCUCAAAAGAACCUGGGAAGAAGGGAAAUCUGAGAAUAAACUUCGAUGUCAAAUUCCCAUCAAGGCUCACUACAGAACAAAAAUCUGAUCUGAGGAGGGUGUUGGGAAGGAGCUGACUUUGAAUUUGGAGGACUUACUUUUUAACAUGGGUAGGUGGAAGUGCCAUUGAAUUGUAAA